This is a messenger RNA of Vigna umbellata (rice bean), 796 nucleotides long. RefSeq names its product universal stress protein PHOS34-like. NCBI's taxonomy places the organism in Eukaryota, Viridiplantae, Streptophyta, Magnoliopsida, Fabales, Fabaceae. The record is from RefSeq and is a predicted model, not a curated record.
UCUAUAAUACUGUGUACGAUAUUUAAACCCUUCAUCAACUUCUGUGUUGUUCUUCUACUUCUACUCUGUUCACCAACUUCAUACACAAACCAUGGCAAAGGACAGGACAAUUGGUGUGGCUUUGGAUUUCUCAAACAGCAGCAAGAAUGCUCUCAAAUGGGCACUUGAGAACUUAGCUGAUAAGGGUGACACCAUUUAUGUCAUUCACAUCAGCCCCAAUUCUAUAGACGAGUCUCGCAACCAGCUAUGGGCAAAAUCUGGUUCUCCUCUUAUUCCUUUGCAAGAGUUCAGAGAGCCUGAGAUUAUGAAAAAGUAUGGUGUUCAAACUGAUAUUGAGGUUCUUGAUAUCCUUGACACUGCUUUCAGACAAAAGGAGGUGCACAUUGUUACAAAAAUUUACUGGGGGGAUGCAAGAGAGAAACUUCUGGAUGCAAUUGAAGAUCUGAAGCUGGAUUCGCUGGUUAUGGGAAGCAGGGGCCUUAGCACAAUCCAAAGGAUCAUUUUGGGAAGUGUAAGCAACUUUGUGAUGACCCAUGCUUCUUGCCCUGUGACUAUCGUGAAGGAACCAAGCAGCAGCAAGUAAAGAUAAUCAACUGGGAGAGAACAUUUAAGUUUCAUAUGAUAUUUUCCUUGCAGUGUUCUUGAUCUAGCAGAGUUAUAUUUCCUUUCCUUAAGUAUUUUGGUGGCUGAUGAGAAUGAUAAUGAGAAUGAGUCUCAUGUGAUACUUUGUGUAUUUUAGCUCUAACUCUUUGACUUUGAAGGAAUAAUUUAAUGUGAGUGACAUCAAAAUUUUACU